UCAAAUUUGGGAUACUAUACAGGUAGGUGAUUUUUCCGUUGGUAAAGUUUCAUUAUUUAGUGUACCGUUAUGACAAUCGGGUUCUUUAAGUCUACAACAUCUCUUUAGGAUACGUACUCGGCUUUCGAGAAGUACUAUUGUAUCGUGGAUUUGAACACUUCUUUAACUAAUACGAGUCCUUAACUUAUUUACAAAGCAUAUAUAUUUACAUACUUGGCUUUUAACUACGUUCGUUGUUGGUUUAUUGAUACAAUCUGUCUGCCAAAACUUGAGUUGGUGUGACGUUCGGUGUUAGGUGGUUGUAGGUGGAUAGUCAAUAUGAUACUCUAGAAAUAAAUUUCUCCCUAGUUGACACUGGUUAUCAUGGUGUUCCUGUAAUCCAGUCGUUUUAAUAGCCCUCACAUAAAUAUUAUGACUGCAAGCCAAAUACAUAAUUCAGGUGUUGAGGAAUGGGUAUCAGCAAGACACAAAAGACUUUUCUUCUGAAUGGUGAUUCGGAUGUUGUCGUGUAUAAUAAAGUUUGUACCGAAGUAAAUGUUUUCAUUCACGGUGGCUGCGUUGAAUUUUUAUCAGUUAUGCACUGUAUAAAGUAUUAAGGUUUAUUUCUAAGCAAUAACGUCAUCAUAUGGUGGUUGGAGGUAGUCAACAGGAAGCUCUGAACCCAGGUUUCGUGUUACUUGGCAUUUGUCAGCAAUGUGUACCAGUAAUCUUGAAGGAACUGAUGCUACCUGACGGAUUAGAUUCUGUGUCACCCAGCCUCACAGUCAAAGACGAUAUAGAAAAUAUCCAAGGUUAAAACAUCGCCGCUGUAUAUCGCGAACUGACUGAAGCUGAGAUUGUACCAUUUUACCUAGUGAUUCUAAUGGUUAAAGGUUCACUUCAAUACCCGAAUAUCCUAAGCUCGAUUUCAAGUAAAGUCGUAGGUGUAUACUGUCAAAUAAUUCCAUACUAAAAUGAACAUCUAUCCAGUGCUUAAUGGUUAUCCCAACUGAGAUAAAUCCGUCAUGAAUACUGUCCAUAUUCUAUAUCGUUAAUAUGACUUCCUUUUUUAUUUUAUACAGGCAUUUGCCAGCAGUAUCACUGGUGCUCUUGCAUCACAAGCGGUUUUAAUCGGUGUAGGUGUUGGGAACUCAUCAGCUACCAUAUUAAGUGCUAGUCUAACGUGGAUGUUUAAAGAUGGUUCAGGUAUGAUUGGAAGAAUUAUAUUUGCUGGUUAUCAUGGAAUUAAAUUAGACUGUGAUUGCAAAUUUUGGAGAUUUGUUGCUGAUAUCUUAAACGAUUGUGCUUUAUUCCUUGAACUAAUUUCUCCACUAUUCAAUCAUAUGUUCACACCGUUACUUUGUCUUGCUAAUGUACUUAAGUCUUUAGUUGGUGUCGCUGGUAGUGCAACACGUGCAGCUAUUGUUCAACAUCAAGCGAUCAAUAAUAAUUUAGCUGAUGUAUCAGCUAAAGAUGGUAGUCAGGAAACCUUAUCUAAUUUGUUGGCAUGGUUACUUAAUUUUAUUUUGUUAUAUAUGGUGACCGGUAAUCAAUUCUGUAUUUGGUUCUGUUUUAUUUGUUGUACUAUUGUACAUUUAUAUUCAAAUUAUUGUGCUGUAAAAUGUUUGAAAUUACGAACAUUCAAUCGUACACGUUUUCAUUUAGCUAUACAACAAUGGUUUGAACAACAAUUUUGUCAUGUUUUAAUGUCAAAUAAUAAUAAUAAUAAUAUGAAUAAAAUACCUGAAUAUCUUUUAAUGAAUAAAUCAUUUCCAAAUGUUAUAUGGGUUAAUAAAUGUGAACCUAUUUUAUAUAAAACUGAUCAACCUACAAUUAUAAUGGGUUGUUCAUUAUAUAAAUUACCUAUUGAAGGACAGAAAUUGCUACCUAAUUUGAUACGAUUAUGUGAGAAAAACAAUUACAUUUUGUAUUGUUCGAAUUGGGAAUGUAUUCAACAAGGCAACUCAAUUAAUCCAUUGACAAUGUAUAUCGUUCUAUUUUCUGAAUCGAAACCUUUGGAUCAGCUCAAAGCUAUGCUGCAUGUAGAAUUGAUAACAUUCAUAGUAAAGUAUCCCUUGAAAACAAUAUUACCUCAUAAAAUAUUGGAAGAAAUAAUUCAAGCAAAAGAUUAUUAUGAAUUUUUACAAUCCACUAUAAAUCUUGUCAAUCAAUUAUGGAAUCCAUUCAUGAAUUCAUUACAAUCUAAUCAUGAUUGGAAUUUAGAUUCAUUUCAAUUUGCAUCAGAUGUAUGGAGAUUAAAUCGAAAUGAAUAAUAUAUCAAUUUGAUGAAUAGUUCAACUAUUGUAAUCUGUAUAUUUUCUAAUUAAAUGUUUCUUAUUUGUAAUAAAUGUUUUGAUAUGAA
This is a messenger RNA of Schistosoma margrebowiei, 2341 nucleotides long. NCBI's taxonomy places the organism in Eukaryota, Metazoa, Platyhelminthes, Trematoda, Strigeidida, Schistosomatidae. The record is from the annotation of a GenBank genome assembly.